Molecule: messenger RNA, 1170 nt
Organism: Adineta ricciae
Lineage: Eukaryota; Metazoa; Rotifera; Eurotatoria; Adinetida; Adinetidae
Source: the annotation of a GenBank genome assembly
AUGGGUAGUGGACAUUCGAAGGAAAGAAAAGAUUUUCAAAUUGGUAAAGCAAGUGAAUUUUAUUGGGCAUGUCGAAAUGGUGAUUAUCAAAAAGUAAAACAUUUACUUGUUCAUUUAAAUUUUGAACAAUUGAGUCAAAUUGAACCAAAUGGAAGUACAGCACUUCAUGCUGCUACUCACAAUGGACAUUAUAAAAUUGUCGAAUUACUUCUUAAACAAGGAUGUCCUCGAAUAACAUUGAAUCGAUUUGGUCAUACUGCCUAUGAAGAAGCUCAAACUGAACAAAUGCGCGCUGUUUUUCAUCGACAAACACAUCAAAGAUUUGUUGAUGAAAAUCCAAUUGAAUCAUUUGAAUUAACGUCGAAAUCAUCUGAUGAUAAACAAACAACAGAUGAUGUUCCUGAUGAUUGGGUUAAAGGUUAUACGACAAAGAGAGGUGCACAUGAAGCAAAUCUAAUGCAUGCCAUUGGAAAAGCAUCUCUAAUUAUGAGAAAAGUUUUACAAACUCGAUUAGAAAAAGAUUUUAAAGAAGAAUUCGAGAAUUUUCUCGAAAAAACAAUUCAUAAUGAUGAUCCAUAUCGUUCAAAUGUUCUGAAAUAUUUUAAUAAAUAUAAAGAAGAAAAAUCUGUUGAAUCCUUAUUUACAUUAUAUACAAUGGAAACACCAAUUUAUGGAGCAUUGCAAAAUGAUUGUGAAAUGUUUAUUGCUUUACUUUAUAUGCAUUUACCGGCUUUAAAAGAUCGUGUAUAUCAAAGUAUCGCUUAUCGAGGUGCUCGAAUGACAUAUGAUGAUCUUCAUGCAUAUCGAUGGACACUCGUACAACAUAGAAGUGUGUUGGAAACACGAACUAUUCAAUCAAUGUCAAAAAAUAAACACAAAGCGUUAGAAUUUGCAACACAAAUGCAUACAUCCAAACCAUAUUCAAUUUUAUUAAUUUAUCAUUUCCCUCAAAUUUGUCGAACAGCGAUUGAUUUAACAAAAAUAUCGGAAACUAAAACAGCAUUGUCAGAAUAUGAAGAUGAAGAAGAAGUUACUCUUCUUCCUUUUACUUUAUUUCAAAUUUCAGAUAUCAAAGUUGAUACAAAAAAUAAUAAACAUUAUCGAAUUACAUUACAAAACAUUCCUGUGGAAAAGAAAUCCAUUGUUGGUGCGCUUUUAGAUAUGGAGUAA